AAAUAAACCCACACCGCCGCACACCCCAUCGUCAACCUCACCCUAAGCUCAUCUUCCCACCUCUUCCCACACCCUCCGCCCCGAAGGAAAACAGAAAGAAACGAGAAUGGCACCACUCCGCCGCCGCCUACGGGCAACUAAGAAGAAAGAGGAAGAAGCGGACUCGCCGGAUGCGAGCGAGAAGCGCGCACCGCCUGCUGCGUCUAGCACUCGCGCCCAGCAGCAGCAUAAUAAAUCACAGACAAAUACCUCCCGCGGCCUCAACAGCAACGUCAGCGUUGCCGUCUCGCCUGUCCCCCCGCCGCCGCCUUUGAAAUCACCUAAACGGGCGUCGUCGUCGCCGCACACGUCGCCUACACAGCCGUCGUCUGCGUCGGCGGUGAUGAUUGCAAAGAUCGCGCCGGCGGCGUCGCCGUUUGCGGAAAGACCUGGGGUGAGGCGGUCGCCAAGGUUGAAUAAUGCGGGUGGUGCGCAGACGGGGGCGGGGAGGAGGAGGCUACAGCAGGAACAGCAGGAGAUGGAGGUGGAGAUGGAGAUGGGGUCGCCUAGGGAAGUGCGGUUGCGAUCGGAGCAGCAGCAGCAGCAACAACAACAGAGAAGACAGCAGCAGCAGCAGGUACAAAUGUCGCCCGUACAAUUGACAUCUCCAUCAUCAUACCGCCAGCCUCGGAUAUCUCCUCAACAUCAGCAACAGCAGCGGCCACAGCACGCACUACCUGUCGUCUUGCCAUUGCGAUCAAGUACUCAACCGCGGGUUCAGACCGCGCCCAGAUCAAAGCCAGCAAAUCAACCAACCAGUCGCGAAGAGCAAAUUGAGAGGCUUGAGCUCGAACUACAAGAACGCCGCGAGAGACUACGAAAGAAGUACACGAGCGCGGCCAAGUUCCUCCGCGAGCGACUCGAGAUGCGGAUCCAUCGUGUACCCCGGCACAUGCGCACUCGCACGCUCGCAGAGGUGUACAAGCAAGCGCAGCGGGCUGGCGUUGAGGCGACUGUUUCGCCUUUGAGGGAGCACAGGCAGGCUGUUGCGGCGCAUUAGGAAUUGAUACUUGAAGAUACCAGUGUUGUUGUGGGAUUUACGAUAUAAUAAUGAAAC
Molecule: messenger RNA, 1096 nt
Organism: Myxozyma melibiosi
Lineage: Eukaryota; Fungi; Ascomycota; Lipomycetes; Lipomycetales; Lipomycetaceae
Exons: 2
Coding region: 107-1039 (310 amino acids)
Source: RefSeq, a predicted model, not a curated record